Molecule: messenger RNA, 890 nt
Organism: Meleagris gallopavo (turkey)
Lineage: Eukaryota; Metazoa; Chordata; Aves; Galliformes; Phasianidae
Source: RefSeq, a predicted model, not a curated record
AUGGGCUCACUGCUGAAUGAGACAAGAGAUCUGGUUGUACAGAACACAGAAAAAGCUGAAGUGGAAGAAGUUAUAGAGCAAGCAGACUACCUGUAUGGGAGUGGAGAAACUGAAAAGCUCUAUCGGUUGCUGGUUCAGCACAAAAAUAGUGAGGAUGCAGAGUUGUUAUGGCGGCUGGCACGAGCGUCACGAGAUUUAGCUCAGCUCAGCAUUACUUCUGCAGAAGAGAAAAGACAACUGGCAUAUGAUUCCCUUGAGUAUGCAAAAAGGGCACUGGAAAAAAAUGAAGCAAAUUCUGCAGCACACAAGUGGUAUGCGAUUUGUCUCAGUGAUGUUGGAGAUUAUGAAGGAAUCAAGGUUAAAAUUGGAAAUGCCUUUGUUAUCAAGGAGCACUUUGAGAGAGCCUUUGAACUGAAUCCGAAAGAUGCAACAUCAGUUCAUCUUAUGGGCGUUUGGUGUUACUCCUUUGCUGAAUUGCCAUGGUACCAACGAAAGAUAGCUGCAAUGCUGUUUGCAACACCUCCGACUUCCACAUAUGAAGAGGCCCUUCGUUACUUCCACAUGGCGGAGGAAGCUGACCCAAAUUUCUACAGCAAAAAUUUACUCUUUCUGGGGAAGACAUACCUGAAGUUAAACAACAAGAAGAUGGCUCUUCUGUGGUUAAGCAAAGCAAAGGAUUAUCCUGCACAUACAGAAGAGGAUAAACAGGUACAGAAAGAAGCUUUGGAGUUGCUUAAUUCUAUAUAACAAGAAACAAGAUACUGGGAAUUCAGUAUCUCAGAGUAAGCAGCAUAGGAAAAGGAAUCUAAAUACUAUUUUUUUUUCUCUUGAAGUUGUUAAUAAAAUUACUAUUUCUAUUUCUUGUUUCAAUUAAACUAUCAACUGAAAGA